Messenger RNA from Jaminaea rosea, 567 nucleotides. RefSeq lists its product as hypothetical. The annotation marks the transcript as partial. Gene Ontology annotation, molecular function: DNA-binding transcription factor activity, RNA polymerase II-specific; RNA polymerase II cis-regulatory region sequence-specific DNA binding. The transcript has a single exon. NCBI's taxonomy places the organism in Eukaryota, Fungi, Basidiomycota, Exobasidiomycetes, Microstromatales. Gene Ontology annotation, cellular component: nucleus. The record is from RefSeq and is a predicted model, not a curated record. Gene Ontology annotation, biological process: regulation of transcription by RNA polymerase II.
CCCGUCCCCGACGGCAAACACCCAUGCGGCUGGAUCAACUGUUCCCUCUCCUUCGGCAGCCAUGAAGCCCUCACAAACCACAUCGCCUCGGUGCACAUCGGCGGUGGAAAAUCCUCCUACACCUGCGGCUGGGUCGGAUGCGAUCGUGCGGCCGAGGGCAAAGAAUUCGCACAACGCCAAAAGAUUCUGCGACACGUACAGACGCACACGGGGCAUCGCCCCUUCAAGUGCGAGACGUGCGGCAAACGUUUCUCCGAAGCCAACACGUUGAGUCAGCAUGUCCGCACCCACACGCGCGAAAAGCCCUACGCAUGCGACUACCCAGGCUGUACAGCCCGCUUCGCCGUAGCUGGCUCCCUUACGAUCCACAAACGCUCCCGUCAUACCAAUGAGCGACCCUUUGUGUGCGAAUGGCCCGGGUGUGGGAAAAGGUUUGCUGAGAGUUCCAACUUGACGAAGCAUAGGAGGACUCAUAAUGGUGAGAAACCCUUUGUGUGCCAGGAGUGUAAGAGGGCUUUUUCGAGGCCUGAUCAGUUGCAGAGGCAUAGGAAGGUGCACGAGGGGAGU